Hansenula ciferrii is the source of this 696-nucleotide messenger RNA. RefSeq names its product 2-deoxyglucose-6-phosphate phosphatase 2. The transcript has a single exon. Gene Ontology annotation, molecular function: beta-phosphoglucomutase activity; 2-deoxyglucose-6-phosphatase activity. The coding region runs from base 1 to 696 and encodes 231 amino acids. NCBI's taxonomy places the organism in Eukaryota, Fungi, Ascomycota, Saccharomycetes, Phaffomycetales, Wickerhamomycetaceae. The record is from RefSeq and is a predicted model, not a curated record.
AUGAGCAAAUCAAUCACACUCGAUGCAGACAUCAUUGAAUUUGAUCUUGAUGGAACAUUAGUCUAUACCACAUCUGUUGUUGAAAAACUUUGGUCAGAAUUGGCUAUUCAACAUGGGGUUGAUCCUCAUACUGUUUUGAAUGAUUCACAUGGAGCUAGAACGUCAGAAACAUUUGCUAAAUAUUUCCCAAUGAUUGAUAACACCGAUAAUAAAGCUGUUGAAAAAUUUGAAAAGGAUAUACCUGAUAACUAUGGACAUUUGGUCAAGAUCAUUCCAGGAACAAUCGAGUUAUUAAAUGGUAUAGAUAAAGAUAGAUGGUGUAUUGUCACUUCAGGAAGUAAUUAUAUUGCAAAUAGUUGGUUCAAUGGGAUCUUAAAAGAUGUACAGAAACCAAAAGUUUUCAUAACAGCUGAAUUAGUUACAAAUGGUAAACCAGAUCCAGAAGGUUAUCUAAAGGGAGAUAAGAUCUUGAGUGAAAGUUUGGGAAUAACAAGUGAACACAAGAAAAUCGUUUUUGAAGAUGCCCCAAUGGGAGUUAAAGCUGGUGUUGCAUCAGGUGCUAUAGUUAUUGGUGUAAAUAGCGGGAACAAUGCUAAAUUAUUGUAUGAAUCUGGUGCUUCAUAUGUUGUGAAAGAUCUAACUGAUAUCAAAGUUUUGGAUGCUAAUAAAGUAUCAUUGGAGGUUAGAUAUGAUUAA